This is a messenger RNA of Ctenopharyngodon idella (grass carp), 765 nucleotides long. It is a transcript of the gene pyya, whose product is annotated as peptide YYa. Gene Ontology annotation, molecular function: neuropeptide Y receptor binding; neuropeptide hormone activity. The coding region runs from base 169 to 462 and encodes 97 amino acids. The transcript has 4 exons. The record is from RefSeq and is a predicted model, not a curated record. Gene Ontology annotation, cellular component: extracellular region. Gene Ontology annotation, biological process: feeding behavior; neuropeptide signaling pathway. Lineage: Eukaryota; Metazoa; Chordata; Actinopteri; Cypriniformes; Xenocyprididae.
UAAAGCACUUGAGGUGCGGGCAGGACAGAACAGUUCCGUGAGUGGACAACUUCUUAUUUCUGAAAGACCUCACAAAGAUUCGGAAGACGCAAAAAGAACACUGGAACAAGAAACUUCAGGCUUCCAGUCCAGAGAAAUAACUGCAUCUAAACUCUUUAACUGCUGAAAAUGGCUGUCAUGCUGAAACCCUGGACCGUCAUCGCUACUCUCCUCUUCUGCGUGCUCCUGUGUCUCGGGACCUUUGUGGACGCGUAUCCGCCUAAACCAGAGAAUCCUGGAGAUGACGCUCCUCCGGAGGAACUCGCCAAAUAUUACACCGCGCUGAGACACUACAUCAACCUCAUCACGAGACAACGGUAUGGAAAAAGGUCCACUUCGGAAGAUGUGAUGGCAGAGCUGCUGUUCGGAGACGAUACAGAGCACAAACAGAGAUCAAGAUAUGAUGACUCUUUUAUGUGGUGAAGUUCAGUGACCCCCCGUGUUGCCUGUCCUGAGCUAAGAUCACCUGUGCCUCCCACAGAAAACCUCCAGACAAUUAAAUGAGAACCAGUCAACAUCAGACAACCUCAUCCACCUCUUUAUUAUAUACAUCAUCUCUUAUUUCUUUUGUGCACACAGAACAAAUCUCAUUAACAACUGUACAUAAUAUAUUAUAAUAGGAAGUGUAUAUGUGUAUACUUCAUUGUGUCAUAUGGAAAUUAUGCUUUUCUGUUUGUACCAUGUAAAUUAUUCUAUGUGAUUAAAAGUUUAUUGGAUGAAUCUGGC